CUGCAUCUCCUUAGCCUUAUCAUCAAUACCCCGUGCAUUGCGAUAUAUUAUGCUGUAGUCCAGAGUACUUUGCACCAGACUUCUCUGCAUGCUUUGUCAUACAUUUUGAGUGUAGGGGGUCGAGCGUCUGGCGACGCGUAGUAGCUCGGACGCGCCAACAUUACCGCGCGACUUGCUGGCAACAAGGCCAGUGAUCCUUGACAAAGAAUUGACCAGACAUUGGAUGCGCUGGAACGCGACACAAACGGCUCUCCUCCGCGACUUGCCAUCUUCCACGAAAACCGGAAAAUGGCCCUUCAGACAAUUCGAAAGCUAAUGGCCAAGUCCGGCGCCGACUUUUGCAUGGAUGCACUGCCACCAGCGGAUUCCCUGACCUGGAUCGAACCUGCACUGGACGAGGAGGAGUUCCCAAGUCUGUUGAUCGGCAGCGUAGGCAAUCGCAACGUGCUUACUUAUCUGGUGCCAUCCAGCGGUGGAUGGGAGGUUCGCUACUGCCUCAGAUCCAUUGGCGAUGACCGCGCGACCUCGACGCUGCCACUAAUCACUGGAGAUGAGGCCAUUACGAAACCUCUCAUCGUUCCGUUUAAAUACUUCACAGAUGGAACGAAGACCAAGAAGCGGAUGCUUAGCAUGAUUAUACGUUACUACUUCCUUUUGCAAGGUCAUAUAAGCAAAAUCGAUGCGUGGAACGAUGACUUUAGUCGGCGGUUAGCGUCUGUGCUGAGGAAGGCCUACGAGAAGACCGAUGGGGGCCAUGAGAGCUAUAAGCGUCCCCGAGAAACAGGCGAGACUGUGGAGGAAAGCUCGGAGCCGGAAGAUAUGGACAGCCCGAAUGGCUUACUGCCUUCCAACCAAAAUGGCGUGGUAAACGCACCAGAGAGUAACGUCACGGAGGAUACCCCACGUGGUUUCAGCUGGGAGGGGAACUCAGACUUGCAACAACUAUGGGCGUACCUCGCUGAGCGCGACGCGUUGCGACUCUUGGAGAAUAUUCCCGAUGCUGAUGACAUGGAAUUCUUGGAUCAGACAUACAUCCUAGAGGCCCAACCGAAGAAACUAUUUGUCGGAAGCCAUGCAAGGUCAGGGGAUAGAAUUUAUGCCUACAUGGUACGAGUAACGCAGCGCGGUUUCCAUGAGAUCCGAUUUUACGUGGAAAGCGCUCGUGGUUCCAAGACGUUAAUGUCAGCCGAAGCUACAGGGAAGCAGCGCAUCUUGCAUCCUUUCAGCAAAGCCUACCCCAGAAGUACCGGUCCCAGCGAACAAGCUGAUAGAGCCAGAUUGACGCUCAUGAUCAAGUGGUAUUUCAUCGCAGCUGGAAUCGCAACGGACUGCGUCUUACACGAAACCAAGGCCUACCCCGAGCGUCUCCGCUGCGCACUAGAGUACAUAUCUGAUCAAAUGGGAGCUAACGCCGUCAAAUCAUUGGUGACCGUACCAAUGGAUGACAGUAUAGCAGGUGAGAGUAGCGAAAGCUCCUACACCCCAGAGGAGAAAGACAUCCAAACGACGCUAUCCAAUGAACCCACGCCUAAAGCGCCUCGCUUCCCUCAGAGCGCUGCACGUAAAUCAGCUCCUUCGAUAGUAGGUCGUACAAUUCCUCAUGAAACACCAACACAAAAGCCGCUGCCGAGGACCUCGUUCUCCAAGUCUGCCAGCCCCGAAGCAGCUCCAACACCCACGGCCCCGCUGCGCAACGCUAAGCGCUCAGCUGAAGACGAAGAGUUUGAAGCCCUCGCCAGGCUGAUCAUGCAACAAAAUGCACUCACUAAGAACCUCAACGACGUUGAUCAUGAGCUCGAAGUUAUGGAUGCGCGUUUCGAGGCUUUCCAGGAGAAAUGGAAACGAGAGCGCGCAGAGUUGGAGAAGAAAAGAGACGACAUCCAAGAACAGAGGGCUGCGAGCGCCUCAUCACAUUCUCAAAGUAGGACUGCUGCGCCCCAGCGGACCACGAGCCCUUCGGUACGUCAAGUAGCGUCGCAAGUCACCCAGAACUGCCGGUACCUCGACUCAGCGGCCAGGCCAGUGGCAUGGCCCACUGAAAACCGACAUGAAAUGACUGGAGAGUCUCAUGACCAACCUUCGCAGAAGCCGACAGCACAUUAUGGUUCUUGUAGGGUUUCUGCACUUGCAAAACUACCACAUACUCUGAACUUGUCAACGGCAGACGCACCUCGACUCGAGCAUAAACCCACAAGAGAUGUGAACACACUGUGUGUUGCCGGGUCUAUUGUUGCUUCCACUCCCGCCAUCAAGAAAACAAAGGAAGCGGUCAAGCAAGCGCCGAGACGUUGCAAGAAAGAUGAAAACCCCGCUCCUGUCACCGCAAGACCAUCGCACGAAUUGACAACUCUUCGCACAUCUAAACCUCAAUCGCCACCCAAAGAUGCAAACGCGCCGGGACCGAUCUAGCUGCGCCUCUGAAGCGGGUUAGUCAUUCUGUAGCUCUGGAUCUCGGCCUAGGCGCUCGACCACGUAAAAUCACUCGAGACAUACUGCGACAUCCACUGAAACUUCUUGUUCUGGACGCAAACGAAGCGAAAAGCAAGAAGCGCAAACGGGCAGCGCCCGAACGGGAC
Molecule: messenger RNA, 2576 nt
Organism: Alternaria rosae
Lineage: Eukaryota; Fungi; Ascomycota; Dothideomycetes; Pleosporales; Pleosporaceae
Exons: 2
Coding region: 289-2409 (706 amino acids)
Source: RefSeq, a predicted model, not a curated record